Molecule: messenger RNA, 1948 nt
Organism: Aspergillus alliaceus
Lineage: Eukaryota; Fungi; Ascomycota; Eurotiomycetes; Eurotiales; Aspergillaceae
Product: putative short-chain dehydrogenase/reductase family protein
Exons: 2
Coding region: 338-1366 (342 amino acids)
Source: RefSeq, a predicted model, not a curated record
GGGAGAAACGCACUCUCAAAAACACGCAGCUUACCUAUUUCUUCCGGGUCCUCUUUUCAUUAACCACUUUUUGGAUCGAUCGGGAAGCCACUCUGUAUGGUUUGCGUCACGAACUCCUUGCGCAUCAUCCGACUUGUACCUUCAUGUGGAGACAACAAAAUUAGCUCGGGGUUUAUUCAAGGAACCUCGGUCGCCGCUCAGGGACCAUGGAAAGUAAUCCCCGCGUUGCGCAAAGCUUGCCACCGUCAUAAAAAGAAAAGAGAAAAAGAUCCGGCUGGUAAUUUAUAAACGAAGGGACUGUAUAGCUCUUCAUUGACCAUUCCUCACUGUAAGAAACAUGUCUCUUUAUCAAAAUAUCGCCGCGGUUGGCUCUUUCGCCUUCCAUACCUUGCGUCAUCCACUGGAUACGUAUUUGAGUAUUGGUCCUACACUGAGCGAAGCUACCUUCGGCCUAUUCGGCUCCUCGUUUGAGCCGAGCAGAGACAUUGGUGAUCUCUCGGGGAAGGUGAUUCUCGUCACUGGAGGCAAUGCCGGUCUUGGAAAAGAAACCGUCCUUCAGCUUGCACAACAUAACCCAUCUCGCAUAUACCUAGCUGCUCGAGAUGCUACUAAAGCUUGCGAAGCCAUCAACUCGAUUCAGGGCAGCCUUUCCGCCUCUGUCGAUAUAAGACACCUCCCUCUUGAUUUAUCCUCUUUUCAGUCAAUACACAAAGCCGCAGAGACCUUUUGUUCGGAGUGUGACCGUUUAGAUGUCUUGAUUCUCAAUGCCGGCACCAUGGCGAAUCCGCCAGAGCUCACAAAGGAAGGAUUCGAGAUUCAAUUAGGGACAAACCAUAUUGGCCAUUUCUUGCUUACUAAGUUGCUCCUCCCUACACUGCAGAAGACUGUUGCAAGUCCCGCGUCGGAUGUAAGAAUAGUGACUCUGAGCUCCGCGGCGAGUCAUAGUGCGCCAUCCUUUGAUGUCAUGACCUCGACGCCUGCUCUUCUGAGUUCCCACACCUUAUCACGCUAUGCGGCGUCCAAGGCUGCCAACGUUCUUUUCGCGUCGGAGCUGGCUCGCCGAUACCCGGAUAUCCUCUCGGUCUCGGUCCACCCGGGGACAGUAUCCAGUGAAUUAUACCGCUAUACCGUUGCAAUGAAUGCGGUCUCAAGAUUUGGUAUUGGCAUAUUCUCUACCAUUUUUCGUAGUGUCUGCACAGGAGCGAUGAAUCAGCUCUGGGUGGCGGGGACAAAGAGAGAGCUACUGGUCAACGGUGCUUACUACGUUCCCAUCGGUGUGCGCGGUUCAAAUAGAUUCGCCAAUGAUGCAGAUAUGGCGCGCAGGCUUUGGGAGUGGACAGAGAAACGGAUCGCUGAGAGAUCUUGAUCCCCUCGGCUUCUAUGUGCCUUCUUGCAAUACGGCACAUGCAUAUAAUCUGUUCGGUCUAUUAUGGGACUAAUCUUAAUUGCUCUUCUGGUUGCUGCGCAAUUCUGACAGUGCGUAAUUGAAGAAAUUGCCUGAAGAAGAUUUCGGCUUAAUUAUUGGCUAGCAAUUUUUCUUUUAUCUUAUUUUGAUUAUGGGUGAUUUCCUCCCCCCUUUCUCUCUAUCUCUCGGGGAGAGGGGCGGGAUCGGACGGGUCUUCUUGGUUUGUAAAGAAUGAAGAGGCAAUUGGGUGAGAUUGUCGAGCAAGGUUGGUGGUGAGGCGCGAGACAGAUAUCUCCGGACUAGGAAAAGACUCUGUCUCGGAGAAUAUAAAGAUGAAUGGUGGGAGUUUUCUUUCUCUUUAGUUUCAUACUCCGGAGUAUUGACAUGCAUGAUUACGGGUACCGUAUGCCAUGAUCGUUAGGGUUUAGCCGAGCAGCUGCCAAACCUCCCAAAGCCGAUGCAAGCCCACAACAAAUACCAAACCACCACGAGACAGGCUGGAGAAAAGGGAAUGCAAGUUAACGGGAGACAACAAUGAAGAAG